AUGAAGCUCGCAUCGCAAACCCUACUAGCGAUCGUCUCCCUCAGCCAAGCAGCUGCCAUUAAUUCCGAAAUCACAACAAAACAACACUAUCGGGAAAAUUCCACCUUCGCCAAGCUCUCUGCCGCUGCACCUAUCGGGAACGAAAUCAACCAUGCUGGGUGGAAAGUAACGUGCGACAGCUACCAACCUGGUAAUGAAUGUAUCAAAGCCAUCGACGGGGAAGGCAAAACCUUUUGGCAUACUGCGUUUGACAACUCGAAUCUACCUCACCAGAUCGUUGUUGAUCUCGGAACUACACACAAUGUUAACGGGUUAUCCGCCCUCCCGCGCCAAGACGGCAACAAUCACGGAUAUAUAGCCCAGCACGACGUCUCAGUUAGUAUAGACAACGAGAAUUGGGAAACGGUCGCAAGGGGAAAUUGGUACGCCGGUGAUAGUACACAAAAGUUCGCCAAUUUCGAGACCAAGUUAAUACGGUACAUUCGACUUAGGGCUAUGAGUGAAGCCCACGGUCACCAGUGGACUAGUCUCGCCGAACUGAAGGUUUACGAGGCAAAGGGCGGACCAGCAGCUUACAGUGGAAAUGGAAAAUGGGGGCCGACCAUCGAUUUCCCUACUGUUCCUGUUGCAGGUACAGUUGACCCUUUCACCGGGAAGGUAAUUAUCUGGUCAUCUUACAAGUACGACAACUACGCUGGCACGUCACAAGACCGAGUCUUUACAUCUAUAUGGGACCCCGCCACCGGGAUUGUUACAUCCAAACUCGUCGAUGAUACAGAUCACGACAUGUUCUGCCCUGGUAUAUCUAUCGACGGCACGGGAAAGAUGGUCGUCACUGGUGGAAACUCCGCUCGAAAGACAACUCUCUACGAUUAUCAGAAGCGAACAUGGAUCCCUGGUCCGGAUAUGAAUCUCCCUCGUGGGUAUCAGUCGUCUACCACCUUGUCCGACGGUCGUAUCUUCACUGUUGGCGGUUGCUGGAGCGGUGGCUGGCUCGAAAAGAACGGCGAAGUCUACGACCCCAAGGCCAAGGCUUGGACAAAUUUGAGCUCAGCCCUUGUUCGCCCCAUGCUCACCCACGAUUCGCAGGGUAUUUAUCGCGCUGAUAACCACGGAUGGCUAUUCGGCUGGAAGAGCGGCAGCGUCUUUCAAGCAGGUCCCAGUACAUCUAUGAAUUGGUACUUCACUGCUGGAAAUGGAAGGGUAGCAUCCGCGGGAAUAAGGAAGACCAUAAAAGGUGUAGAUCCCGACUCCAUGUCCGGCAAUGCAGUCAUGUAUGACGCAACCAAUGGGAAGAUCCUCACAUUUGGCGGUUCGCCAUCCUACCAAGACAGUAACGCCACUGGCCACGCGCACCUAAUCACCAUUGGAAACCCUGGUUCGCAAGCCCAAGUUCAGGUAGCCGGUAACGGCAUGUGGAGUCCCCGCGCUUUCCAUACGUCUGUAGUCCUUCCAGACGGUAAGACCUUUAUUACGGGGGGCCAGAGUUACGCUGUCCCAUUUUCCGACGACACAGCUCAACUUACCCCGGAGCUCUACGACCCUAAUACCGAUACCUUCUACCAACAACAGUCCAACACCAUCAUUCGGGUGUACCAUAGCAUGUCUCUCCUCCUGUCCGAUGGACGAGUCUUCAACGCAGGCGGCGGCCUCUGCGGUGACUGCAAAACCAACCAUUUCGAUGGGCAAGUCUUCACACCUCAGUACCUCUUAACCAACAAUGGUCAACCUGCCACUCGACCUGUCAUUACUUCCGUUAUACAAUCUGGCCGCAGAAUCACAAUCACAACAGAUUCAGCCGUAUCCACUGCGUCAUUGAUUCGUUUCGGAACCGCUACACACACUGUAAAUACUGAUCAGCGCCGUAUCCCGUUGCCACUGAACACAUCCGGGACGAAUCAGUACGUGGCUGAUGCUCCAGUCGAUCCCGGCAUUUUGUUGCCUGGGUACUACAUGUUGUUUGUCAUGAAUGCGAAUGGAGUUCCUAGCGUUUCGAAAACGCUCACCUUCUUGGUGUAG
Pochonia chlamydosporia 170 is the source of this 2019-nucleotide messenger RNA. RefSeq names its product galactose oxidase. Lineage: Eukaryota; Fungi; Ascomycota; Sordariomycetes; Hypocreales; Clavicipitaceae. Gene Ontology annotation, molecular function: protein binding. The coding region runs from base 1 to 2019 and encodes 672 amino acids. The record is from RefSeq and is a predicted model, not a curated record. The transcript has a single exon.